AUGUCUAAAGCACCUGCAACGUUUCUCUUUGGCAAAGCAGGUUCCUUCAUACGAACCAAAAUAUUAAAACUCUCUGAAAAUCGACAACAAAUUGUUCAUUACUUUUCUCCCUCAUGGAUUCCCGCCAAUAAUUUAAAAUUGAUUAGUAGUGAUGAUCGGAUAGAAGAAAUUUCAAUAUUAAAUAAUAUUAGUACUAAUAUUGUUGUUGAUCAUGAAAAGAAUGAUGGAAAUAAUGGAAAGAAGGAGUAUACAAUCUUUUUUCCUGGGGAUAUUCAAUUGAGAUUGAAUGAUUUUAUGAAAUAUUUGCAGGUGGAUUAUCCAUUCGAGUCAAGCUUUGAUGAUGAUGAAAAUGGAAGAGUGAUGGAGGUUUAUUAUGAACAUGUAUUAGAUAUAUUGUAUAGAAAGUAUCCAGAAACGAGUGGAUUAGUGAUUAUUCAACCAAAUACUUUGGAUUUAUCGAGUUUUAUUUAUGAAUAUGAGAAUUUCUAUGUGAAGGGAAAUGCAAAUGCUGUUCUAUUCGAGAUUUUGGAUAAUUUAUUUCCGAAUGAAGGAUUUGGCAGAAAUGUUGGGGAAAAUCAGCAACAUGUUCAACUGAAUUUAGUUGCCUUUUCGAAAGGAUGUGUUGCUUUGAAUAGUAUUUUAAGUGAAACUGCAAAUUGUGCCAAUUGCUUGGCAAAGAAUGUAAAUCAUUUAAAUGAAUCUGAAGAUUAUUUACAUUGGGAUGAAAAGCCAAAUAAGUUAGUACUUCCAUGUUACAAAAUUACAUUGAAAAAGGAGGGACAACGUAAUUUGAAUCGAGAGGAGAUGGAAAGAUGUGUCGGAUUAUUGAAAUAUAAUGUAAAAUCCAUUAAUUUUGUGGAUUGUCAUCGAUUUAUUACUAGUGAGAAAUUACUGACGAGUAUUUGUAAAUUAUUAGACGAAAGAAUUCAUGAAGAUGCAUUCAAAUUCAAAAUACAUCAAACUCCUUUAAUUAAUGAAGAUAAUCAAUUCAGAAAACACAUCAAAUAUGAAUCUGAUCUAUUUAUCAAAACAUUGAAGAAGAUUUAUUCGAGUGGUGAAAAGAAUUCACCAUGCCCAUUCCUAUCAUAUCAAUACUAUUAUGAUGAGUUGGAGGGAAAGGUUGAUAGUUUCCUACUUCACUUUAAGGUUCUGACAGAUUUUGAGCAAUAA
Messenger RNA from Naegleria gruberi, 1170 nucleotides. RefSeq lists its product as uncharacterized. Bases 1 to 1170 code for a protein of 389 amino acids. NCBI's taxonomy places the organism in Eukaryota, Heterolobosea, Eutetramitea, Acrasida, Naegleriidae. The transcript has a single exon. Gene Ontology annotation, cellular component: mitochondrion. The record is from RefSeq and is a predicted model, not a curated record.